Messenger RNA from Coniophora puteana RWD-64-598 SS2, 2272 nucleotides. RefSeq lists its product as uncharacterized. The transcript is spliced from 3 exons. Gene Ontology annotation, cellular component: centrosome; cytoplasm; nucleus. Gene Ontology annotation, molecular function: cyclin-dependent protein serine/threonine kinase regulator activity. Lineage: Eukaryota; Fungi; Basidiomycota; Agaricomycetes; Boletales; Coniophoraceae. Bases 282 to 1595 code for a protein of 437 amino acids. The record is from RefSeq and is a predicted model, not a curated record. Gene Ontology annotation, biological process: regulation of cyclin-dependent protein serine/threonine kinase activity; mitotic cell cycle phase transition.
CAAGGCGUUGAGGUCUGCGUCCUCCUCGUCUUGCACAGUGUUACCUCCUCGUCAUUCCCCUCAUCUGUCUUUCCACGAUCACGACUUGGAACGCUGACCACGAUCUUCCUUCUCAGCUUCUUCCCCGGCACCGCAUCACCCUCCCUCCACUCUCCAGAACUUCCUCUCCCUAGGUGAUUCCCACUCCGGUUUAUUUCUCCUGGCCUACAAGCAGCUUUCAUUCUGUCUGCUCCUCAUCUCCAAACGUCUCCAGUCAUCCCACGCAUCCUCACGUCUCCGGCAUGAAAGACGUAUCUGUGACCACCGUCAGAAACUCAAGGAAUGUCGUCUAUCCGAAGAAACGCCCAUCUCCAUCGGGAAUAUCGAAGAACAAGACUCUGCUUCUUGGAGCUCCUCCCAUCGGACGUAAAAACUUUACCGCGAAAGCCGCCUUAUUGCAGCAACGGCAACGUGAAGCCCAGAUAGCAGCACUUCGUCGACAAGGUGUUCUUCUGGAGGACGAAUAUAGAGACGACAUUCAAUAUUACAUGCAUGAAAUGGAGCGCUACACAAUGCCUUCGACGCAAUCAAUGGACCAGCAGCCUGAGAUUCGGUGGCACAUGCGACCCUGCCUAGUCGACUUCCUUGUAGAAAUCCACUUCACCUUUCGCCUACGGCCAGAGACAUUAUACCUGACCUUGAACAUCGUCGAUCGAUAUGUUUCUCGUCGCGUGGUUUACGUCAAGCACUACCAGCUUGUUGGUUGUGCCGCGUUGUGGAUAGCAGCGAAAUUCGAGGAUGCCAAGGAUCGAGUCCCUACCGUGCAAGAACUUGCUCAAAUUUGUCGAGAGACCUACGACGAGUCCGCCUUCAUUCAAAUGGAGAGUCACGUAUUGGCCACCAUACAAUGGACCCUUGGGCACCCUACGGCUGAGGCCUGGUUGCGGCUAAUGUGUUGUGAUCCAUAUGUCGAGGAGGACAAGGUUCAGCACACUGCGCGGUUUCUAAUGGAAAUCACCUUGUUCUACCGUGAAUUUGUCAAAUAUCCUCCAUCUGUGAUAGCUCUAGGUGCUCUGACGUUAGCUCGGUUCCUCAGUGGCAAGGGCCGUCGUACAUUGGAGGAAACAGAAGAAUGCUUGGAAAUUGUGGAACAUCUUGAUAAUCGUCUGGCAAAGCACGUCAACGACUUGUCAGAGGUCCUUGUCAAAAAAUACUCGUAUGCAUUCUACUCGAAGGCAGCGACCUCUGUUGUGCAGUAUUACCUCAAAGGCGGCCGCUUCAUCCAACAGCCUGAAGUACCGUUCCCUGUCACUCCGACGCGGGCCUGUGCAUCCGGCGCUAGCACGCCUAUGAGUUCAACUACUUCUGUAUCCGACGUAUCAGAAGAUUUCCCCUUGACUCCUACUAGCCCACAGUCCUAUUCCAGCGACGUGUUCCCAGAGACUUGCCUUCCUGACGAGGACAAGGAGAAUUUGCCGACGUCGUUCGAGCCUGUCAUUGUCAAGCAGCGAACAGAAGCACCCCCAGAUCAAUAUCUGCCUCAUGACUUUGUGACAUUUGGUCGGCCUGCACUCCACAAUCUUAACGUAUCGCCGCGGUCAACGGUUGUUACAUAGGAGUCGGCCGUGUUCGUUUGUCAAGCGCCUCUUCGCUGUGCUCUCCCUUUCUCUAAUUCUCAAAAUGUAACACCACGUACCGUCAUUCGUGCCCAUUUUCCGCAAGACGUUCCAUCAAGCAAUUCUCUCUUCCUCAAGCAUCAAACUAUCCGUACCAGUCGCUUCUCCUCUAAUGGUGGCUCGGGCAAUUCGGCUCACUGACCAGGGGUUAACCCGUGACGGCGCCGAUUUGUUCUACUAUCUCCGAGUCGAAGAGCUCAAUUAUACGCUGUUCUCAGCACACCUCCGUCCUACAUCACACAUUCCAUCAACACUCAUCUGCAUUCAUUCAAUUUCCUGUUAUUUUAUGCAUUCAUCGUCUGUCAUCAUCCCCUCUGUCGCGUGUCAACGUCGGCGUCAGUCUCUACUUGAAUUCCUGAAUUACACGUUAGUGCAUAUCGCAUUCGUUCUACCUUAUUUCUCAUAUUCUUCUUAACUUGCCACCUUGUGUCUUGGUGCGUUGCGAGGUUAAAUUUUUGGGGUGUGCCUCCGUUUCCUCCUGCAUCGCGUACAAAUACGUCACCUUUUACUGUUCCUGCACAUCACCCACAAUUCUCGUUCACAUCGCCGCGCAAUCCUCUACACACUCCUACAGUCGAACACUCUGUCUUUAGCAACUGUCGUUUCCAGUCUCUGGG